Teleopsis dalmanni is the source of this 924-nucleotide messenger RNA. RefSeq lists its product as uncharacterized. The coding region runs from base 110 to 805 and encodes 231 amino acids. The transcript has 2 exons. Lineage: Eukaryota; Metazoa; Arthropoda; Insecta; Diptera; Diopsidae. The record is from RefSeq and is a predicted model, not a curated record.
UAUUCAAUAGUUAUUGUUUCAAAAUUUCAGUCCGUUUGGUAAGAUAUAUAAUGUAAGUAUUUUUGGCAAAGUAGUUCUCAUUCUAUCUUUAUCGCAUCAACAAACGACAAUGGCGAACUUUGGAGUUUGUCAGUCCAUCAAUGAUGCAGAUUUAUCCGAAAUAAUAGAACGGGACACACAAUUUUGGUGUCAAAAAUUGGGUGUUACUCCAACAGAUUUAUUUCGAGGCCCCGUCCACGAGUUAGAGAAAAAACUGGUUGUUUUGCGAAAGAAAGAACUUUCAAAAAAGAGACAGAAGUCGGACCAUGGACGUGAUUCUAGUUCGAGAUACGAAAAAUCUUGGAGAUUACCAGAGCUUGUCCGACAAUUUCAAGAGUCUCAGCAAUCAAAUGGUGAUUCCUUUGACGACUCAGAAGCCGAAGAUGAUUACUUUGACGAUGGAGAUGACGGAGGUGAUUAUGAUGCAGGACCAUGUUCAAGUAAUGGUGGUUCAUAUGGUGGUGGCAAUUGCGGUGCUCAACAAAAUAGUUGUGCUAGUUGUAACUGUCCGUUUGAAAUGGGUAAAGAUCAGUAUAUAAACCAGUGUAUGGGUAAACCACCUAGAAAACCUCCAAUUGCUGAUGUCGUUUUCCACGCUCCGCCAAAUGGGUGCGUACCGUGUUGGGGUAGUGAUAAUAAACAAGCCAAGGAUCCAAGUUGUUGCUGCUCUUGUCCCCCUGACUUUCCAAAAAUUUGUCCACGCGUCAAAGGAAUCGAAUAUGAAGAAACUUUUCUGAAGAAGGACGAGGGGCCAGCAGAUGGCUAGAUUUCUAAUUAACUAUUAUAUGCUAGAAAUGCGAAUAUUUUUGAUAGAAUCUGAAUUACAACAAACAUCAUACAUUUUUUGCCAACCAAUUUCAUUACAAUAAAUUACAAUUAACCAUA